Messenger RNA from Peronospora belbahrii, 1197 nucleotides. The record is from the annotation of a GenBank genome assembly. NCBI's taxonomy places the organism in Eukaryota, Oomycota, Peronosporomycetes, Peronosporales, Peronosporaceae.
AUGGAAGCGUUACUUCACCAGAUUGUCCUCGAGGAACAAGCGAAAAUGAUUCAAUUAGGAUUCAUCGAGACAUUUAUUCCAUCAUUUACGAAUCCUGCACAUUGUAGUAUCUUUAUGAGUGCCAAUUGGCACAUUUGUCGUCGUUUAUUACUUGUUAUUGUGAGUGGAAAUGGGAUUCAACCGGGUAUUUGGAGUCGAUCACUUGUAUUAGAAGCAAUUGAGACACCAAAUCAAUAUCGUUCUGGUUCAAUGCUUCCUUAUUUACAUACAGCAUUAUCAAAAGGUUAUGGUGUUGUUGUGAUGAAUCCAAGUACAAAUACAGUCACUGGAGAGCGAAUGGAAAAAAUACCGAUUCCAUCGUCCAGUACACCUGAAUUACAUGUACAAUAUGUAUGGGAAACCUAUGGCAUUCGUGCAUCGUGUUCACAGGUUUAUAUUGCUGCCUAUGGACGUGGUGGAGCAUUAACAAAACAUUUAGUCUGUACCCAACCAGUUUUACGAGCAAAGUUAGCAGCAAUUGCAUUCAUUGAAUCAAGUCAUCGAGUGAAAAUGGAUGAUACGGAAGAAGUUCGAGGAUUAUUAGGUACACGAGCAAUUAAUUGGCAACGAUCGAAGGAAAGUCCGGGGACACAAUUACAAGAUUGUACACAAUUAGGAUGUUUAAGUCUCUCUGCAGGCGAACCAACAUCACCAGUUGAACAACGAUCGUCUAAUACAGCGUGGACAAUUGCAGCAAGUAUGAACACAGUGUUUGCAUUUUUUGAUAGUGCACGAGGUUCAAUGCCAGAUGAACGAGCAGAGGAUGAACUGAUGGACGAAAUGAGUCGGUUAUCGCAAUAUGCGUAUGCUGGUGCAGCAGCUAUGUCGUCAGCGCCACAUCAACACGAGCAUUUAGAGGAUGCAGAGUUUCAUCAAGAAGAGGUGAAUAGCUAUGGGAAUUAUUUGGGACAUUUGCACGGCAGCCGUGCACGGACUAGUAGCGCAGCGCUUAUUGCCAACUUGCAGUAUGUACCGAAUGUCUUUAAACAGCAGGAAGUAGCAGAUUCGCCUGUGGUGGGUGUGCUGAGCUCGUCUACUGGAUCUGGCAUCAUGGCAAUGCAUUUCGAUGACUUCAGUUAUAUGGGCAGCGACAUUAUUGGCUCUCGGCGCACAUCAGUUUUUCGCGACAGCGACAUAAAGAUGGAACUUGGUGAGUAG